Dendronephthya gigantea is the source of this 1599-nucleotide messenger RNA. RefSeq lists its product as uncharacterized. The transcript is spliced from 5 exons. NCBI's taxonomy places the organism in Eukaryota, Metazoa, Cnidaria, Anthozoa, Malacalcyonacea, Nephtheidae. The coding region runs from base 280 to 984 and encodes 234 amino acids. The record is from RefSeq and is a predicted model, not a curated record.
UAUACAGUCUUCGCAUAAUUGUGGCUAAUAUCAUUAGGUUCAGUUCUAUCGUAAAAGCAUGUAAACAUUUGGGUAGAGGACGCUCGAUUCAGUUCCCGAUAUGGAGCCCUUUCGCUCUUAAGUCUUAACGUUAUUCAUCGAACAAGUAUUAUACACACUGGCGGAAGAGAUCUUACCGAAUCAUACUGCAACCCCAUCGUUCAACGUUUCUUCUAUAUCAAACAUAUCUAUAGCUAUCAAGAUACGUCGCUUUAGAAUAUUCGUGAAUUCUGGCUGAAUAUGAUCAAUGCACAUUGCCAGCAAAGUCCAGUUGUUUACUGCAACGAGAAGAAGUUAUAUCAAUUCAGAAUCUUCGAGUUCAAAUCAGAGCCAUUUUGCGAAGAAAGAAAUAGUGCAUUAUUGUCAAGAUCCUGUGACAAUGUCACUCAGAAGCUUAAACAAGCUGAAAGAAACAAACGGUUGUCCGACUCGUUUCCAUUUCAAUACUGGACGCGUAUGUCAAACCAACGUAGCCAGCUAUUUAGUCGAACCAAGUCUUUACCAGUUGACUUGAGUGAAUGCGGGCGGGACUACUUAUGUCGUGACCAUUCACGUGAUGAUCACAUGCUACUUACGAACAAAUACAUAUAUACACGUGAUCACAUGAAGAGAAGGACUAAUGGCUUUCAUAAUAACCAUAAGGAAAAUCACACCUCAUGUGGAAUGUUAAAGUUAGUAGAAGACAAUAAAGGAGAGUUGAGGGCGGAGAGUAACUCACAAGGUGGAAAUGAUUUACCUUUAUCUCAUGCGGUACCACACGACACUAAUGGAGAUAUCAUGCAUAAUGAUGACUUACUUGAGAGACAAUGUGCGAAGAUGAAUUCAAAUCUGAAUCAGUUGUCAAAUCGGUACCAAAAGGAACAGCUUGAAGCGAAAUCGAAAGAAGAGCUCAUUUCUAUCGUCCUGGAGUUACAAGAUGCUUUAAACCUUGUUACUGACGGGUAACGUUGCGAUCAUGUGGUGUUAAAGUCGUAGGAAUAGAACAGGCCAAAUGAAGAUCGACGGAGUGCUUUAAUGAAAAGUCGCUUCUUCGUCCAUGUCAUCAUAUAGCGAAGGUCAUAUUUAAAAUCCUAUGGAACUUUCGAUGUUGCUUAAUAUUUAAACAAUAUUGCAACUGAGGAUGAUGUAUUUUUUUGCUAAAAUUAUUGAAUAACAGCAUUAUAAGAGUUGCCCCCAGAGGAAACUACAAAGCUCCUAUUAUUAUCUAAACUUUCAUGUCACGACGCCUGGAAAUUACUUGUUUCUUUUGGUUUAAGCGGAAGACAUGGGUAUAGGACAGACUUCAGUAGCUACAGACUAGCUUCAAUGCAACAACCUGCUGGUACAUAACGUGUUACUACGAAGAAACAGCAUUACGGUUAAUUAUUAGACGUGAAAUUAUUUAGUUAAGGUAUUGCCGUGCUGAAUAUCGUGACUUGAGAAAAUAAUUUGAUUACCUAGACGCAGCUAUAAGGAUAUACUAUACACUUAAUUUAUGCUCCUGAGGGAAAAAUGAGUUUUGUUUUUCCAAGAGUCUGAAUGUUUCCCGAGACGAAGUCGAGGAAGACAUUGAGAACCGAG